AUGGAACGUAUUCUUCUUGCAACAAAUUAUCCUAAUUUACAUGCACUUGGUUUAUAUGAUCUUGAACCAGAAACAGCUAAUGAUCUCUUUUCUAAUGGAAGUUAUUUAAUUCGUCAUUUUCAAAGUCAAAUUUCAUCACUUUUUAUUAAUAUGAAAGGACGUAUGUACCGAAGAGAUUUAUUUGGACAUGAAAAUAUAUUUAUAUUUAGUCAAAUAUGUACUGAGUUCAAAAAUUUACAAUAUUUAAAUUUCAGUUCAUCUUCUGAUUAUGAACAAUUAACAUUUGGUAGAACACCUUCGAUUAAAUUCUCUUCAAAUCUAUUACAAUUACAUGUCGUAAUAAAAAGUAUCAUAGAUUGUCUUUGUUUACUUGAGCAUUUCAAUCAACUUCGAACGUUCUAUGUUACGAUUUGUCCUCUUGCUGUUCGUGUAUGGCCAUCAAAAAAACUUCCCAAUUUAAAAUGCUUUUCUCUAAUCCAUGAAAAUGAAUUAAUGAUGUACAAUGAAAUAUUUGUUCCACUUUUCCAAACAAUGCCAAAUUUAGAAGAACUGAGUUUAUACUUUUUCAGUUCAUAUGGGCUAAUCAUUGAUGAUGAUAACUUGGAAAAGAAUAUUCUAAAUCAUAUGAUAAAAUUAAACAAAUUUACAUUUAAUAUUCGUUCAUUUAUUCCUCGUAAUGAUUUAGUUAAUUUACCAUCAAAUGAAGAUAUUAAAAAUACAUUUAAAAAUUUUAAAAAUAAUGAAAUUAUUUCAUGUGUUGAUUAUUUUUCCAAAUCAAACUUAUUUUAUUGUCAUAUUUGUUCAUAUCCAUAUACAUGGACCUUUUAUAAUAAUAUAACGAAUAAUUUUCCUGGUGGAUUAUUUAAAUGUGUUCGUGAAAUAUCAUUAUGUGAUGAACGUCCAUUUGAACACGAAAUUUUUCCUUCAAAUUGCUGA
This is a messenger RNA of Rotaria sp. Silwood2, 936 nucleotides long. The record is from the annotation of a GenBank genome assembly. Lineage: Eukaryota; Metazoa; Rotifera; Eurotatoria; Philodinida; Philodinidae.